AUGUCGAUAUUUAAACCACGUAACAGUGGAAUAGACAAGAAACAAGCAACAGCAGAACCAGAAGAUAACUUAAGUUAUUCUUCAAUUGCAAAACAACAUACUAUAAGUACAACGCAAGAACUUACCAAGAAUGAACAUUAUUGUGUAUCAAGUUUACCUGCAUUACCAUCAGUUUUUAAAACCCAUUCAACAUCUUUCAUCAAUGGUUAUUCAGAUUGUGAAUCAAAUUAUUCAUUAGUUAUCAAUGAAGAUUCGAUAUUUGUGUGGAGUUAUAAAUUAACUGAUUCAAUCCCGUUGUCGAUUGAAUUUCCAAUUGAUAAAUCAAGAUUUAAAUUGCCAAUGGCUAUUUUAACAAGACCUUCAAGUGGUACUGGACAAGAUCCUGGAUUGAUUAUAAUUGAUGGAAUUUCUGGAUUGGUCAAAUUUUAUGAAAGUGUACAACAUGCUCCUUCAUUGGGAUUAAUUAAUGAUAAAUCAUUAGAAUUAAAUUUACCUUUAAAGAAAAAUGAAUGUAUUGUUGUAGCCGAAAAUAUUGAACCUUCAGGAAUUGUUAUUGCUACUAAUUUUAAUAGAUGUUUAUUGAUUUCUUUAAGAGAUUUUAAAAGUAAACCACAAUUGGGAUAUUUGGAAUUAUUAAAUAAUCAAAGUUUUUUACAAAAAUUAUUUAACAAUUCUUCAUCUAAUGGUGAAACAUUUGAUAAUGACAUUGUUGCUAUUAGAUCAGGGAAAAUAUCAAAUCAUGGAACUUGUCAAGAAAUUAUCGUUUUGGAUUCUUCUGGUGGUUUCCAUUUAUAUACUUAUAACUUAUUCUCAGCUAAUGGAUCUCCUUAUAUUGACAAAAAGAAAUCUUUCAAACAAUAUAUUAGUAUUGAUGUUAAUGAAUAUCCAGGGAUGUUAUUAGAUCAACAGUUGGAAUUCUUGGAUAUUUGGCCAAUCGAUCAAACUACCACUAAUAGUACUAACGAUGAAGAAGAAGAUGAUGAUGAAGCAGAAGAAGGGGAACGCUAUUAUUUAGCAUUGGUGAAUAUUCAAGAUGAUUUAUAUUUGAUUACUUUAAAAAUUAAUAGAUCUGGUUCAUUACCAAUUGGAUCUCAUAAAUUAAAAACAGCUCCAUCAUAUGAUAAUACCAUCAAUAAACCAAGACUUUAUUUACCAAAACCUGAGAAAACAGCAUUUGUCAUUAUUGAUAAUUCUAUAAUUUUAACUGAUUUGAAUAUUUCUUAUCUUACAGAGUCAUUAUCCACAAAGAGAUCCAAUUCCUACUAUUAUUAUAAACCAAGAUGGGAAGAUAUCAUUCGAUUUAAAUCAUCUGUGGAGUUUAUUGGUAAUGGAUACGAGAAUCAAUCAGCAAACUCAAACCCAGCUAUUGUUUUAAUAACUAAAAAUUUUGGUGUUAUUAGAGUUGAAAAAUUCCCAGAAUCUCAAGAUAUCGACAAUGAGGUUGUUACUGAUCCAUUGACAGUGGUUAAAUCUCAUAUUGAACAAGCUAUUUUCUAUUCAGAUAUUGAAGAAAUUGAUUUCGAUUUAAUUCAAAGAUUUGAUUCGGAGAUUAUAACUAAAGCAAUCCAAUCAAUCAUCCAAGAGAUUUUAGACUCAACUUCAGCUUAUUUACCUAAAACAUUACCAUCAAUUUCUGAUUUGACUAGUUUGAAAGUGAAGUUAUACAAAACACUCAUUGAAUAUGUUGAAAGAAAUGGAUUUAACCAAUCAGUCAUCCCACAAAUUGUUGAAAAUUUGGAGAAAUCAGAUGUUGCUUAUCAAUUGUGGACUAUUAUUGAUGAAACCGAUUCAUUGAAACAGGUAUUACAAAAACAAGUUGGUGAUUUAAGAGAGUUUUUCACUCAUAAAAUAUCCAAUAUAAAUCAAGUUUUGACCCAAUUUAUUGAAGAAUUAGGCAAAGAGAAUUUACCGGUUUUACAAUUAAUUGUCAAUACAUUAUAUCAAGGAGUUUAUUUAAAUGACGUGAAAUAUAUCAAGAACGAAAUUGUUAAAUCUUGGAUAUUUGAAACUCAUUUAAUUGUUCGAACUCAAGAAAUAUUCACUCGUGAGUUUGUUGUUGAUUCAAUUGGAAUUGAUAACACCAAAUCAAAAGAUGCAUUGAAAUUGGUUGAAGUUUUAUAUUAUUUUGUCAAUGAAGCAAUCAGUUAUAUGAAAGUAACUUCAUCAUCGACAGAAGACAAUAAACAACUUGAAGAUUAUCAAAAAUGGUAUAAUGAAAUCAAAUACUAUUGGAUUGAAGUAUUAUUACAGUUUGAUCUUAUUCAAGAAUCAAUUGAAAUUGGUGAAAAAUAUCAAGAUUUUGCAUCAUUAGCAAGAAUAUUGGAUUACCAAAAAACCAUCAAGAAUAUCCCACUUGAAGAAUUGAAUUAUAUUAAAUAUUUUGAAAAGUUUGGCUAUGAAUUUGCUAGUUGUGUUUAUGAUUAUUAUUUAAAGAAUAAUCAAAUUCAAUCAUUAUUAUUAGAUUUCAUUGAUUAUAAAUCUUAUCUAUUGAAAUAUUUCAAUGAAAAACCAAUUAAAACUUCAAAUGUUUCAUGGAUUAGAUAUUUAUUGGAUAGUCAAUUCAAUCAAGCUUCUGAUGCAUUGAUCACAUCUGCUCAAAAACAACCACCAUUGAAGUUACAAGAUCAACAGAUUAAAUAUUCAUUGGCUAAAUUGUGUGCAAUUGCUGCAAAUGAUGACAAGGAUAAUUUAAAUGAUAUUAAUAAUCAAUUAUUGGUUAUUAAAUAUCAAAAAUUAACCAACAAUGAAAUUGGAAGAAUUGAAGCUAUACCAAAGGGAACAUUUAUUAAGAGUUAUAUCAAUGCAAAGAUCACUAAAGAAUAUCAAAAUUCUUCAUUAAUUGAUCAAUAUUAUGAGAAACUUGUUAAGAAUUUGCAAUUAUCAUCAAUUGAAUUAAUUAAUUUAUUAACAACUAUAAAACCAUCACUACUUAAUAAAGAAUCCUUUGGAUAUGCAUUUAAAACAGCCCAAUCAAUAAUUAAUCAAAGUUUAUCUGAUUAUUAUUCAGCUUUAGUAUUGAUUCGUUUGUUAACCAUAGGUGAUGAGGAUGAUGAUAACAUCAAGGAUAUGAAUUCUUCAUCCGAUGCUAAACUUAGGGAAAUGGCCACUGAUUCUAUUCUUUUCAAGACUUUAACACUGGAUCCUAAUGCAAUUUCAAAACUAGAUCAAUUAUUGAUCAAUCCAAGUUUGAUCCAGAAUGAUAAUGAUCAAUAUCAAGAUGAUCUUGUUAUUAGACAAUUUAAUGAAUCUUUAAUCAUGAAAUUAAUUGAAAGACUCAACGAUAAUAAAUUCAAAUUAUGGGUUGAAUCAGUUAAAGAACAAGCUAGACUAUAA
Candida tropicalis MYA-3404 is the source of this 3333-nucleotide messenger RNA. RefSeq lists its product as uncharacterized. NCBI's taxonomy places the organism in Eukaryota, Fungi, Ascomycota, Pichiomycetes, Serinales, Debaryomycetaceae. The transcript has a single exon. Gene Ontology annotation, biological process: transcription-dependent tethering of RNA polymerase II gene DNA at nuclear periphery; protein import into nucleus; poly(A)+ mRNA export from nucleus. Gene Ontology annotation, cellular component: nuclear pore outer ring. The record is from RefSeq and is a predicted model, not a curated record. Bases 1 to 3333 code for a protein of 1110 amino acids. Gene Ontology annotation, molecular function: structural constituent of nuclear pore; protein binding.